AUGGACAACCACGCGUACAUCGAUGGCGACGGUAAGCUACCAUCCGGUGCGUCCGAGUCGGUGCGUCGGCGAGAAUCUUCGUCCGCCUGUGGGCCGCCGGCCGUGGGCGCGUGCCCACCACCUGUCGCCGGCGGCGCCCGGACGGCGGCAGCCCCGGCCCCAAGCGGGGCCGGGGUGCCGCUGUUGCGCACCAUCGAUGGUUUCUCCGGCGUGGCCAUUAUCGUCGGAACCACCAUCGGCUCCGGCAUCUUUAUCUCGCCGAAGGGCGUGCUACGCAUGUCCGGAUCGGUAGCGCUCUCGCUGCUGGUGUGGCUCGGCUGCGGCGUGUACUCCUUGCUCGACGCGCUCUGCUACAUCGAGCUGGGUCUGCUGCUGCCCGAGGCGGGCGGCGACUACGUCUACCUGCUGCGCGGCCUGGGCCCGCUGCACCACUUCUUCGGCCCGCUGCCCGCCUUUCUCAGUGCCUGGAUGGACACGCUGAUCAUGCACCCGGCAUUGGUGGCCAUCCUCAGCCUCGCAUUCGCUGAGUACUGCGUCCAGCCGUUCUUCGGCGCCCCCUGCAGUCCCGCUCCGCUGGGCGUGUCCCUGGUUGCCGUCGUCACGUACUGCUUCGUCGUCUUCAUCAACUGCUACAGCGUGGCAUGGGCCACGCGUGUGCAGAACCUCUUCACGGUGGCAAAGCUCACGUCGAUUGGCAUCAUCUUGGUGGCCGGCGCGUACUCGUUGGCACAGGGCAACAGCCAGCACUUGGCCACCGGGUUCCAGGGCACCACGUCCUCCCCCGGUGACGUCGCUUCUGCGUUCUACACGGGGCUGUUCUCCUACGGCGGCUGGCAGCUGCUAAACACGCUGACCGAAGAGAUGGUCCGGCCCGAAAGGAACCUACCGCUGGCGAUCCUCGUCGCCGUUCCGGUUGUCACCGUCUGUUACAUCCUGACCAACGUGGCCUACCUGACGGUGCUCUCGCCGCAGCAGCUGCUCGACUCGUCGGCCGUCGCAUUCUCCUUCGGCGAGCGGGCCCUGGGCCCGGUCGCCUUCCUGAUGCCGCUCGGCGUCGCGCUGUCGUUGUUUGGGACCUUGAAUGGCGCGACGCUGGGAACCUGCCGAGUCACCUUCGCCGCCGCGCGACAGGGCCACCUGGUCGACAUGCUGGGCUUCGUCCACGUGCGCCGUCGCACUCCCAUUCCGGCGCUGAUCUUCAACGCCAUCAUCGGGUGCAUCAUGAUCACCGUGGGAAGCAUCGGGGCACUGAUGCGAAUGCUGAGCUUUGUAAGCUCGCUUUUCCGCGCGCUCACGAUGGUCAGCUUGCUGGUGAUGCGCAGAACAAGAGCGGACGCUCGGAGACCAUAUCGCGUGCCCACCGCAAUCCCGUGUCUGCUGCUCCUUUCGUCGUGUUACCUGUUCGUCAGCUCGAUUGUGGAUCGCCCGAAAACGGAGUACCUGUAUGGCUUGGCUUUUCUCCUCGUCGGCGUGGGCGUACACGCCGCGAUCGUGUACCAGCGGAUGCCCACGUUCGGGGGACGCGUCAUUGCCUGCUUUCAGAAGGCGUUGCAGGUGGUACCGACAACAUAG
Messenger RNA from Pollicipes pollicipes, 1572 nucleotides. Its product is annotated as b(0,+)-type amino acid transporter 1-like. Bases 1 to 1572 code for a protein of 523 amino acids. The transcript has a single exon. Gene Ontology annotation, molecular function: L-amino acid transmembrane transporter activity. Gene Ontology annotation, cellular component: membrane. Gene Ontology annotation, biological process: amino acid transmembrane transport. NCBI's taxonomy places the organism in Eukaryota, Metazoa, Arthropoda, Thecostraca, Pollicipedomorpha, Pollicipedidae. The record is from RefSeq and is a predicted model, not a curated record.